AUUAUAUUAUGCUUUGUUGACUGGAUUUUUCUGUCUGUGAGCAAUUAAGGAAAAAAAAACAUGUUAAGUGAAUGACUGUAUGAUAUAUUUAAUAUUGUUUGUUAUAUUGCAGACAUUUGGCUCAACAAGUGCAAAAUUAGAGACAGUAUGUUUAAACCUGCAAGAAAAAUUGUCCUUCUUGGAAAAACAGGAGAUGGGAAAAGCAGCAGUGGAAAUACAAUUCUGGGCAAACAAACAUUUACAACUGAAUCCUCACCUCAAUCAAUAACAUCUGAAAGUACGAAGGGAGUGGCGCAGGUUGAUGGAAGAACAGUUACAGUUAUAGAUACACCUGGAAUCUUUGACACACGUCUUGAUGAAAAUGUCAUCAAAUCUGAAAUCAUUAAAUCCACUAUUGAGUGUGCUCCAGCUGUUGAUGCCUUAGUCAUUGUUUUAAAAGUUGAAAGGUACACAAGACAAGAAACUGAAAUUUUGGAUAAAAUUGUUGAGUGUUGUGGAGAAGAAACCUUUAAACAUUCAGUGGUCUUAUUCACUCACGGCGAACAACUAGAAGAUCAAACUAUUGAGGAGUUUGUGCACAAGAGCCCAAAACUAAAGCAGCUUGUCAAUAAAUGUAGAGGUCGCUGUCACGUCAUUGACAACAAAUACUGGAAUGUCUGUGAUUCAGGAGAGGAAAAAAGCAACAGAGUUCAAGUGAAAAAUCUGCUGGACACAAUAGAUGAGAUGGUCAAUAAGAAUGGGUGCUACACCAAUGAGCUGAUGUUAGAGAUAGAAGAGGACAUUCAAGGCGAGAUGAACAGUUUGCUCGAAACUAAUUUGUCUAAUGAGGAGAAGCGAGAAAUAGCAAAGAGGAAAGUUCUUAAAAAAUAUCUAAUCAGGCUUGUGGCAGUGGCUACUGGGAUACUGAUUGGUGCUUUUCUGGGCAUCAUUGUCGCAGUGGGAUCUGUUGUGGCUUUACUGAAAGCAGCCAGGUUAAAAGAUAUAAUUAAAGCAAUUGAGAAAGCUGUAGCAGGUACAAUGGCAGAUAAAGCAGCAGCAGCAGCAGCAGCAGCAGGAACAGCAGCAGCAGCGGCAGCAACAGUGUCUGCAACAGUAGCAGGAGUAGCAGCAGCAGCUGGAACUACAGCAGCAGCGACUGCUGGAGCAGCCGGAGCU
Danio rerio (zebrafish) is the source of this 1155-nucleotide messenger RNA. NCBI's taxonomy places the organism in Eukaryota, Metazoa, Chordata, Actinopteri, Cypriniformes, Danionidae. The record is from RefSeq and is a predicted model, not a curated record.